Messenger RNA from Staurois parvus, 329 nucleotides. NCBI's taxonomy places the organism in Eukaryota, Metazoa, Chordata, Amphibia, Anura, Ranidae. The record is from the annotation of a GenBank genome assembly.
UGCCUUUCUACAUCUCAGCGGUCCUUUGUCUUGUCAUGCUGGGCAGCUCUGCUGUAGCACAGGUGAAGUGGUGUACACACAAUGCACCAGAAAAGAGAAAAUGUGAUGUCUGGAGUGCUGUCAGUGGUGAGGCCAUAACAUGUAUAUCAGCUCUGUCUGUGGAACAAUGUGUUCAGCUGAUAAUGGCAGGCAAAGCUGAUGCUGUGACGCUACAUGCAGGACAUUUACACUUAGCAGUAUGCUCUGGCCUAGUUCCAGUAAUGGCUGAGUACUAUAACAAAGAUAAUGUAAAACCUUGCAAAACACAACAUUAUCAAGAUGAUCUCCGG